CGCUAAUUAACAUAUUGACCGGAGGAGGACAAUCGUUCUCAAAUGGUGAGACGGCUUCACCUUCACUUGCAGUUGCAGAGCCACCGGCUACUCCCAGUUCCAGUUCUACCCCGCCUACUCCGACCCACUUCUCCUCGAGAAACUUCGAGCUCCUCCGCCCACUGGAGCCUUCUCACCCGUCCUCCACCUCUUCCAGUUCCGGCAUCAGUGCCCGUAGCCAAUAGGAAGGCAUCGGUUGCUCGAUCAGUCGCCACGACCUCCGCUUCAGCUCCCCAAGAAAUGGUGAAGGCCAUUAGGGUUCAUGAGCUCGGGGGACCCGAGGUUCGCCCCGUUUCCUUCUUCCUUCUCCCACGCUGCUAUCUUCGAUCUGAUAUAGGGUCGGGUCCAGGUUGCUGGCAAUCAGUAUUGAAAUGGGAGGACGUAGAAGUAGGUGAGCCCAAGGAGGGGGAGAUUCGCGUGAGGAACAAAGCAGUGGGGCUUAACUUCAUCGAUGUGUAUUUCCGCAAAGGCGUGUAUAAAGCAUCCACUAUGCCCUUCACUCCAGGUAUGGAAGCUGUUGGUGAGGUGGUAGCUGUAGGCCCCGGGCUGACUGGAAGAAAAGUCGGGGAUCUCGUAGCCUACGCUGGCAACCCAAUGGGCUCAUAUGCCGAAGAACAGAUACUCCCUGCAAGUAAAGUUGUCCCAGUUCCUCCUUCCAUCGAUCCUGUUACUGCAGCUUCUGUGAUUCUCAAGGGCAUGACAGCACAGGUUCUUCUCCGACGCUGCUUUAAGGUUGAGCCUGGGCACACGGUACUUGUCCAAGCAGCUGCUGGUGGAGUAGGAUCUCUUCUCUGCCAGUGGGCAAAAGCACUUGGUGCCACAGUGAUCGGAACUGUCUCAACCCAAGAGAAGGCAGCCCAAGCUAGGGAAGAUGGAUGUCACCAUACUAUAAUCUAUAAAGAAGAGGAUUUUGUUUCUCGUGUCAAUGAAAUCACUUCAGGCAAUGGAGUUGAUGUCGUGUAUGACUCAGUUGGAAAGGACACCUUUCAGGGGUCUUUGGCAUGCUUGAAGGUUCGAGGCUACAUGGUGAGUUUUGGGCAGUCGUCAGGCACCCCAGAUCCAGUCCCAUUGUCAGCUCUUGCACCAAAAUCCCUCUUCCUGACGAGGCCAACUUUGAUGCUAUACACCGGUACCCGGGACGAACUGCUUGCCUGUGCUGGGGAGGUCUUCAGUAACGUUGUAUCCGGUGUUCUGCGAGUUCGGAUCAACCACACUUACCCGCUCUCGGAGGCAGCUAAGGCACAUGCCGACCUCGAGAACCGGAAGACAUCUGGUUCGGUUGUUCUCAUACCGUGAAAGCAAAAUGGCGGUAGAGAAAAAUAAGAAACUCAAGUCAUGAAGGGGAUUGUGUGGGAAUAUAUAUAUCUAUGAGCUUUGUAUGUUCAGUCUAGUUACCAUGUCUAGUCCAGGGAACUAUGGGAGAAUGAGAACUAUGCCAAUAGUAAGGUGUAAGAUCUCGAACUGUGUUGUCGGUCGGGCCGAGUUAAACUAAAAUACGUACCGGUUAAUUAAUUCGUAAGCAGGCUUUUCUUUAAA
Messenger RNA from Punica granatum (pomegranate), 1575 nucleotides. Lineage: Eukaryota; Viridiplantae; Streptophyta; Magnoliopsida; Myrtales; Lythraceae. The record is from RefSeq and is a predicted model, not a curated record.